AUGCAGGGUAAACGCUGGACGGACCCAAACCGGAGGCGCUGUCUGUGUGACCCGGCUGCCUCCGGUGCCGGCAGCUGCCACACGCGUGGCCACCCCGGCCGCGCUCGCCGCUCCCCUGCGCGGGACAGCGCCGGCCAAGGCUCCGAGCCCCCGCCCCUGCGGAGAAGGCGGUGUCUCCUCCCCGCCGGCGGGGCCGGGCAUAGCUGGGCGGCAGCCAUGGCCGGGCGGGCCGUCAUGAGGCUCGGCGGCUGGUGGCAGGCGGCGCGGGCCCUGCGGGCGGCGGGCGGCGGCUGGAGCUGGACGGCAGCGCCCGGGACGAGCUUGGCCGGCGCCCGGGGACAGCCCCGAGUGGCUGCGUUUGGCGGCGCUGCUCCGCCCCGAGCCGGUCCCGCGGCCGGGCUGACCCACCGUGCCUCCCCGCCAGGCCCCACCUGCCGCGGCCUGUGCGCCGCCGCGGAGCCGAGCCUCUCCUACCAGGAGCUCAAAGACUUGAAGAAGGCCAACGUCCUUCACAUUGACGUGCGGGAGAGGUGGGAGAUCGACAGGUUUGGAAAAAUCCCGGAGUCCAUCAACAUACCGCUGGGUGAAUUAAUGGAAGCUCUACAAAUGGACCCAAUGGACUUCAAGCAGCAGUAUAAUCAAAACAUGCCAUCCAAGUCAGACCCUGUGGUUUUCUCCUGUUUGGCAGGAACAAGAAGUAAACAAGCUCUUGGUUUUGCCAUGUCCUUGGGUUUCAGCAGAGUUCAGCAGUAUGCUGGUGGCUUUGACGACUGGGUAAAACAUGAACCUCCAGAAAAGAAAUGAAGAUGACAGCCCCAGCCCUUACCCUAUCAAGGAAUCAGAAUGGUUUGUAGGUUUUAGCAAACCACAUCCCUUCCACUUCCAUAAUAAAGCUCACAACUGGCUUCUUGUGUAAAUAGACAUUCAGCUUCAAAUUGCCGUAUCUAUCAACUGGUUUAAGUUAUACUUGAAGACUAUGACACAAACAGAGGACAUUAAAUUUGCUCAGCCUUUCAACCUUUACUUUGGGUUAUGGUUUUGGUGAAUGCAUGUGAAAAGAACAUAAGUGCAGAUUAUGUUUACUUUUUUGUAUGAUGUAGCUUAUGACUGUUUAACUAAUGAUGAUAGGACAAAUAAAAUUAUUAUUUCUCAAA
Molecule: messenger RNA, 1154 nt
Organism: Sturnus vulgaris (Common starling)
Lineage: Eukaryota; Metazoa; Chordata; Aves; Passeriformes; Sturnidae
Source: RefSeq, a predicted model, not a curated record